This is a messenger RNA of Aspergillus thermomutatus, 1236 nucleotides long. RefSeq lists its product as uncharacterized. The record is from RefSeq and is a predicted model, not a curated record. The coding region runs from base 1 to 1236 and encodes 411 amino acids. The transcript has 3 exons. Lineage: Eukaryota; Fungi; Ascomycota; Eurotiomycetes; Eurotiales; Aspergillaceae.
AUGGUUGACCCUGGUUUCAUAAGAGUUAGCCACCUCCCUGAUCCAUCCCAAAGUGCACACACGUCCGUCUGGAUCUCUCCACAGAAUGGCUGCCACUACGACAUCCUCCUUGAGCACCAGCACUACGACGCCCUUGGCGACUCCAUCAAGCACAACAUCGUCGUCGACAACAUCGUCCCCUUCUUUACCCGGUCAGGAAUCGCCCACGUCAUCCUUGACAAGCACGUCUGCGACCUCCGCAUCAAGCUCAGAAGCACUGUCAACCAGUACAUCUAUACCAACAAGCUCUUCCUCAGCUUUAUCGCAGGUCACCUCUGUCGUACCCCCCAGCAGCUCUCCCAACUCGAGCAACACAGUCCCGACUUCGUCAAGCACCUCGAGUACCCAAGCCACCCUACCCAGCCCAUCGCCGAACAAUGUGCCUUUCUCUUCCUCCGUCGGCGCAGAAAAGGCGCAGGCGCGGGGCCUUUGGCGCAAUUCUCCGAAGAGAAGCCACCACAGCAUCCACCACUGGGUCUAGGAGCUUCCGCAUCCUUUCCUUAUAUUCCUCAUCCUGCCGACGAUGAGACAGUACGCGCGCGGAUCCUCACGCUUUUCGACCAUGCCAGUCUCCAUGUCGACAACUACUACUCUUCCGGAGUGGCCGCGGCAUCCAAUCUGCACGACUCGGCUACGCCUCUUUCAAGCUACGAGUCCCCGUACCUGCCGGCAACGAUCACAACGUUGCUGGCGAAACCAGGCAGACAGCGCGCUGUCCUCACGCAUGUUCUUGUUCGGGAAUUACUGCAGCAGAUCACCCCGGGACCCGCAAAGGGGAAGCUUCUGCCUGCAUGUUACGCGUCCUGCCCGCAAGUGGUGGAUCAAACACCAGAGACAGACCAUGCGCUUUUCAGCUGGCGGAUGCUGACAGCGUACCUCUACCGGCAUCAGCAGGCCACUCGCGACGCAGACGAGCACGCCAUCGACAGGCUAACGGAGAGAUUUGUCGACACGUUUACCGGCUAUGCCAAUUCCGCACAUACCAGGUCAGAGCGCCUCCAGCAUUUGAAGUCCGUAGCCUCUGCGGCGGCGGACUUGGGGCGGUGGUUGUUCGCGCAGCCCUGUGCCUUUGAGUUUGUCUGGGAUUAUGCCGGGAGACAGGGAGUGGUGAUUACGCCGAGGGUUGUCAAGGUCUGUGAUGAGCAGGGACGGCGGUUGUCGGUGCCACAGGUCAUGGCGGAGGGGACAUCGUUGUAG